CAUUGAUGAGCUUGAUGAGGUGAAACGAAAAGGCGUUGACGGCGCACAGUUCCCUGACACUGCAAAGUACGCUCUGCGACAUGGAGUUCAACACAUGCUACAACUAGAGGAUGCGKGAGUAUACAGCCUUGAGGACGUUGUUACAAAAUUUGUUUUGGACAUAGAGCUUGUGUACGCAAAGUUGUGUGUGAAUGUUACACUGGCGUUUGAAGACGUGGUUUGUGUUCAGAAGCAAGUGGGCAUCGAAAAAUGUCAUGGCGCCCUUAACACUUUGUUGGUGUUGUUACGAAAGCAUAUUGCCAGAUUAGAAAUACUUCCUCACACCAUCUUUCAAACCUUGUUGAACGAGGGCGGACCUGAACUGUCAUCUCAAGCUUUAAACCUUUUAGAGACGAAAUAUUCUGAAAUGGCGUAUAUGGAAUACUUGCACAAGAAGGACCUGCAGGGGCGUGUUCAAGCCAAAUUUGAAUGUUCAGCUACCGUAGUUUGUUUUGAUGUUUCACCGCGGUUAGACUACAUGGUGUGCGAAUGUGACGAUAACACGAUACAGCUAUGGUCACUCUAUACCGGCCAGCAGUUAUGGAAACGACGUGUGAGGGUAAGGAAGUGUUACUACCACUACUAUGAUGACUUUGAUGAUUGUCCUAUCUACGCACCAUACAGGGCAACGAAAAAUUACUACGGUCCUCCCCAGUCAUUGUACCGCUCAGUAGUGUUUCAUCCUACUGAGGACCUUGUCUUACCAGGAAUCCUCGCCCUUGCGUACACGUUUGACGGGGACCUGAAACCACUUUUUCCUUCAAGCAAGUGUCGUUUCUCGGUCUGUUCAAUCUCUGCAGACAAGAUCAAGAUGCUAACUCAUUGCCCCAGCGAUGCUAAAUCAAUUAUCAUGUGGAGUCUGACAGAUGGCUCAGAGAUAAAUCGUUUCAUAUGGAGUGACGAGAUUUUGUCAUUUGCUUGGUCUCGCGAGGGAAGACUGCUAGCACUUUCUGACGUUUCUGGUUCAAUUGGUUUGCUUGACGUAAUGGAUGAUUAUAGAACUCUAGCACAGAGAACUAUUCCAGAAGUAUGCGGAAUGAUAAAGUUCUCCCCUGACUGUCGAUACCUUCAUUGCUUGGUUUUCAAGAGUGCUAGGACGGAUCUCUUUCGUUUAGACGUCAAGAUGGAAAAUGACGGCACCUUUUCUUUAGAUGUUUUUCCUGAUCAAGUGCUUUAUCAGCCGUGGGAAUUUGAAUCGUGUAGUGAGACCGGAUUUUUAUUAGGAGAUCCUUUUUACUCUUCAUUUGAAAGAGAUACCUUGCUCCCAGGACUUGCUUUUGUGCUGAAUAAACAAUCUGUAUUGAGAGUUUCUAAUCGUGAUUACAUCGUAGAGAUGUUGCAGCUUGAUGAACUGACGAAAGAUAGUGCAAGAGUUUUAAUGACUAUUGUGACGAAUGUCGUAUUAUCAUUGAUUGGUGACACACUGUUUUUUAUCACUACAACAGAUGGCAGUCCAGCAACACUUAUGGGUUGGGACAUUUCAAGUGGCAUGUUCAAACCUGGAAAAAGAGUUUUUGAAGACCCUGGUUGGCUCAGUGCAUAUAAUCUUGUAGCUGUAAGAGAAGGUGUUUUGUUGCAAACCAGGCGCGACACCCUUGAGCUAUGGAAUUUUGAGUUGUCUGAGUGCAUCCGAAGUUGGACUGACUUAGAGUUCCUCACUGAAGUAAUCCCCAUAUCAGAAGAUCGAGUGGCCUUUGACGGAGGGAGGAAAGUCAUCAUUGUGGAUACAACCAGGGAAGGCAUUCUGUCAACAAUUCCUAUUCAUGGUCGUUUUAUUGCAUGUAACAGUAAAUGUCACGUGAUAACCACUGAUCAUGGGGAAUUGCAGAUGCAAUGUGGAGACAAAGUACUCUGGAAGAUGUCCCUGCUUUCCAAAUCUUUUCGCUUUUCUCCAUGCAUGGCAUUUUCUCCUACUGAACAGUAUUGCGUACUUGCUGGACGCGAGGAAUUUUCCGAAAACCUUUACGUCCUCGAUUUAGUUUUAGGAAAAACACUGUGCACAUUACGAUCAUGUAUUCGUGAGCUCUGGUUUACCGUAUACCAAAAUUGCAAGUUUGUUAGUGACGAGGAGUGCGUUGCCUGCUUCAGUAAUGAAUUAACAGGUCAUUUUCUUCAGCUGUUUAAUGUUAAGUCAGGUGACCUGCUGAGUGAAAUUGCUCUGGAAAGCCGUGUGUACAGUUUAGCAGCUUGUCCUCAUAAGCGUCUUAUCGCCAUUGGCUUUGAAGAUUCCAAUGUGAAUUUCAAAGUUCUUCAGGUGAAGUUGCCAGGAGAUAAACACAGCAGGAAUAGCAAAAGGAUCAAGCCUAGAGAGUGAUAAGAGUACACUGCAGGUAGUUGGAAUUUCCAGACGAAUCCACUGACUGGAUGAUGUAGUAGUAAACUGAUCGAGUACCAGCCAGUUGAGCAAGAAGAGGACAGACUUUGUACUAGAAGAAUUAGAAGAACGUGUAAGGUGCGCAGGACCAAAGAAUCGCGCGAUCCUUCGGUCACGAAUUCUUUCUAUGAACUUCUGUGAGAACUGAAAGGUUUAAAAUUGCGAAAAAGA
Molecule: messenger RNA, 2584 nt
Organism: Orbicella faveolata
Lineage: Eukaryota; Metazoa; Cnidaria; Anthozoa; Scleractinia; Merulinidae
Molecular function (GO): protein binding
Source: RefSeq, a predicted model, not a curated record